AUGGAUCAUUUCCAGGGCAAGACGGGUAACGAGCGGAGGGCUUCCGUUCGAAUGUCUGCCAGAACCUCGCUCACGGCCGACGAUGAUGACGACUACGCCUUGGCAGCCAUGGGUAUCUCAGAUGGCUUCCGUCCGGACCACCUCUCCGCUGCCCAUCAACCCAUCACCUCGACCACAAACCCUUCGACUGGCUCGGCGGUUGUGUCACGAGAUUUCCCCGGCACUCAGCGAGUCACACCUGCCCGACCUUCGAGCAUCGCGAAACCCCCGCGCUCCCACGAUCCUCUGGCUCUUCGUCACGAUGGCUCCGCCUCUCAACCAAACGGCGCCCCCAUCUCCCGUGUUUCCAGCACUUCGACCGAUUCCCCCAUUAUUCGAUCCGAGAGUCCCUACGAAGGGCCAUCCGGUCCCUCCCAUCCGUACCAAAUGUACCCGCAACGGACAAACAGUGUGGCAACAUCGACCACUGCCCGCAUGUCUGAACGCUCAUACGCAGGACCCCGCGGGCCGACGCACCCCUACACUCUCUACACGCAGAACACCGUGCCUGUUGAUACGAAUGAGGGCGACAAUAUUCCCGUGGGCUUCUCAGGGCGUUCUGACGGCUACCAUCGACGAAUCGGUCCUGAAGGAGAAGAAAUUGCCGACUUGAUCGGCCCUUUGGGACACACGGAAGAGCUCCCACCAUACACCAGGUAUCCUGAGCAGGCGUACGCAAGGAAACAACCAGGCGAGCCACAAUCGGUACCAGGGCAGCAGUCACCACAACCCGAGCAGCAUCAACGCCACCAGUCGUCGCCGCCGCCGCCGCCGCCGCCGCAGCAGCAGCAGCAACAGCAACAACAAUCACAGCAGCAUCCAAUUCCUGUCACGAAUGCCUCGGUUGCACCCAUUCCCGGCGCCGGUGGCCUAGGGCUUGCUACUCGCAACCCAGAAUUCGAGUCACGAGAGGACCUUCGCCUGCAGCCGUCCCGGAUGUCAUCUCGGACACUGACCUCUGAUACCGCUAGCCAUCACGAAAUCAACACUGCCGCCAAGGUUUAUGCUGAGAAGGGUGAAGCCAAUUCCGACCGCAAGUGGCAAAAAAGAGCAAAGAUGCGAUUGUUUGGUGUGAUCCCCUACUGGGCUAUUUGCUUACUGGCAGUCGGAUUGGUGAUGAUGGGCAUCAUCUUGGGUGCUGUCAUUGGCACUUUCUUCGCCAAGCACAGGAGACCACCUGGGAGACACCAAGAUGAAGAGCCCAUCCCCCUUGUUAUCCCGACGGCAACAGUGGAUAUCAGACCCCUAGCUACACUACCGCCAGACCUUCCACCGAUGGAUAUUGGCAUAUUCGGUCUGCCGCCCCUUAUUGCGAGCCAAGCACCAAACACCUGUUUCAAUGACACCACACAAUCGCAAGCCUGGACCUGCAAUAUUCCCUUUACUAGCUACGUCAUGGGCGUUUCCCGGAUCGCCAACGAACUACCCAUAUCCGACUACACCUUGAAACUUACCACUUUCAACGACAGCGACCCCUAUGACGACUCGCGAGUCAACAUGUUCUCAUGGGGCACUCAGCCACCUUUGAUCAUAGAUCCGCUGAAGAUGCGGCUGGUGAAUGAUACCUCCGAACCAAGCCGGGGCGCCGCUUGGUUUGCUCAGAUGACGUACAACAAGACAGUUAUCGUGGCGGAGGAUAGGUUUCCUGGCGUCAGCACACCGAAGAAGCAGCAGCCACAAUCCAAGCGAGGGUGGGGUGGCUCGUCGCCCCAACUGGGAGAUUACAGCAGAAAAGGCGUGAAAGGAGCACAGGCAGGCGACAGGCCAUGGAUCUGUACGUGGCCUGGCACCCUUCUUGAAGUAUUUGUCUAUCCGGCGCAGAACAACAGCUAUCAUAAGCCGACCUCGACCACGCGCGCCACCCCGUCUGCAACCUUUCCACCAACAACCUCGACACAGUUCUUGGUCCGUCAUGGCUUACAGACUGGGGCGCCUCAAUCAACCUCGAUUCCCAAUGAUCGGCCUCCAUGGAUACCACCGCCACCAUACUCUCAGGUAAUCAAGUUUGAAGAGCGUCGCGUAUCACUUGAUGGGACAAAAAAUGCCGUUUGUCGACAAGUCGAAGUCUGCGAGGACGGCGUGACCACUGUCCCUGUUCUGACGGACGAGGGCCAGCCGAUUGAAGUCACAAUCAUAGAAAACCGGCAAACUGUGGCGAUUGCCGACUCAACAAAGCGUUGGAUCCAUGAAGACAGUCUUAUGGUGUCUCCCCGAGACCGGCCGGCCAGGACUAGUCAGUUGAGCGAUUGCGGGUGCAUAUGGUGGUUUACCUAG
Molecule: messenger RNA, 2313 nt
Organism: Colletotrichum navitas
Lineage: Eukaryota; Fungi; Ascomycota; Sordariomycetes; Glomerellales; Glomerellaceae
Exons: 2
Coding region: 1-2313 (770 amino acids)
Source: RefSeq, a predicted model, not a curated record